CUUCAAAGGCAAGACGCUGGGGGAUGGAACUCUUGGGAAUAGCUAAUUGAGCCUGACAAGGACAAGCUUCGGCCAUUUCCUUAACCAUUCAGGUGGUCGCUGCUUCCAGUCGCCUCCAGGGUCCUAAGAGGGGCUGUGGGGGUUGGCGGGGCUGGAUGGGUCAGAGCGUGGACUUCCAAGAGCCCUCAGGUGGAGCAAGAGGAACUUCUUUAUCACCAAGAAACUCACAUCAACAACCUGAGUAGUACAGGCAGUGAGUGAGGUCAGAGAGAGGGCUGAAUUUCACUUCCUUCUGUGAGGCACAGUGCAGCAAUCUCAGGUCAGCAUGGGCAGGAGAGGGAGGCAGGGGGCUGAGGAGGAUUGGAGACUAGAGAACAGAUUGAGCUGGGGGAGGCUGGACACUUUGCAGAGGCUGGACCUAUCCCAAGGCCAACUUGUGGGUAGAUGGCUCUGCUGUGUUCCAGGCGUGCUGAGGAGGUGGCUACUGUGACUAACUCGGGUCUUUAUCCCUUCUCCCAGGACACACUCUCACUACACUGCAGAGUUGUUUGUUGUGUUGUGCAAGUAGGGGGUGGAGACCAGCGUGUAUGGCAGUAGGGCGGGGCUUAGCAGGUUUGGAGGGAACCUAGUGGCCCAGGAUUGCUGCUUUUGUUUUUGCUGCUGAGCUUGGAGGUUAGCUCAGAAUGAGAUGAGAGCUUGCAGAAUACUCCUUCAGGGGAGAUGGAGCCACCUCAGUGUGUGGAGGAGCUGGAGGAUGAUGUGUUCCAACCCGAGGAUGGGGAGCCGGGGACCCAGCCCAGGAGCCUGCUCUCUUCUGAUCUCUUUGCCCAGAGCCAGCUGGACUGUCCCCUUGGUCGGCUGCACCUCUUCCCUCUCACCCACUGCUGUGGCCCUGGGCUCAGACCCACCAGCCAGGAAGACAAGGCCACUCAGACCCUCAGCCCAUCCUCUCCAAGCCAGGGUGUCAUGCUGCCUUGUGGGGUGACUGAGGAACCCCAGCGACUCUUUUAUGGCAAUGCUGGCUACCGGCUUCCUCUCCCUGCUAGUUUCCCUGCAGGCUUGCCUCUUGGGGAGCAGCCCCCCGAAGGUCAGUGGCAACAUCGAGCAGAGGUGCAGAUCGCCCGGAAGCUUCAGUGCAUUGCAGACCAGUUCCACCGGCUUCACAUGCAGCAACACCAACAGAACCGGAAUCGCGCGUGGUGGCAGGUCCUGCUCUUCCUGCACAAUCUCGGUCUGAACGGAGAAGAAAACAGGGAAGGGGCAGGUCCUAGGUGAGGCUGGGCCGCCCUCUUCGCAUGGACCAUCAGGAAUGCACGCAAUCUGGGACAGAAGGACUUCGGGGAGGAUGGACACUGUCUUGUGAAGUCGUUUUUGUUGUUAUUUGUGACAGUUCUCUGUGUGUACAUACAGCAUACCCCUGAGGGGACCUUCUUCCCGCCAUUCGGGGGUGCGACCAGAGAUGGGGGCCUUUGUCAAACACUGUUGAAGGAGAGGCUGACAUGACUGUCUGUGAGGGUGGAAACUCCCCAGGGCCCUGGCAAGUCACUUCUUCAGUCAGCCAGCUUGGAAGAUGACCAGUUCCUCAUGUUGUCCAGGAAGUGGACUAGUGUUUUUCUGUAGGAAUUCUGUCAAGAAAUAGGAGCCUGAAUUAGACCCGCCAGUUCCACUGGACCUAUCAGUCUUCCCCAUGCACUGGGGCUAUGGCCCCUUAGGUCUCCUGUUUUAACCUGCUGGGGUCUUGGCCUGGGGCUCCCCAGCUAAGGCUGGCAGGGUUGCCAGACCCGCCAGCCAGUUCGUUCUGAAUCUGGGUUCUCAUGUGGCCCAGCCAGUGCCCGCCCCAAGGGCUCAGGGAUUCUUGCCCAGACCCUGUCACCUCCAGCAGACCUCAGGGAGGGUUGGGUUUCUCCAGGGACCCCUCAAAAGUGCCGCUCGUGAAUCAACCUUUUGGAUGGGCCUCACAUCCGAUCUGGUCCUGUGCGGAGGCCCCAGGAUUGGUCCUUAGCUGCAGAAACAUUGCCACUUCUGCUGCCUGGCUGUCAGCCACAGAUGAGUCAAAGCCAGUCACCGUGCUGCACCCAGCAGCUUGUGCCUUUGUCAGCUCCGUUUCCAAAAAUCCCAGCCACCUGGACUGUGUUCUACCCCGAGUCACGCUGAGGGACAUAAAGGGGCGGGCUCGCCCCAGGGCUGGGAGAUGUGAUGGCCAGCUCCCUGAUGCAAGUCUGGCCCCACAGGACCCCAGACCCUGGUCUCCUUGGAAAAUAGACCUCCUCCCCGCUGAGCCCGCAUGCCUUUUUUCACACCUCCUGGGAUACAGCAAGAAGCAAGGACAGUGGCUUUGUCAGUGGAAAAGUGACUUUUAGAGUAAUAGACGAUGGUCAGCUCAUGAGACUGUCAAAACUAGGCACACAUUUCCUGUGUUCCUCUGGCUUCCAGCUAGGCUGGCAGGGCAUGUUCUGGAGCUCAGCAAGGUCCCAGCUGCCUCUGAACUUCACCCUUCUCUUUC
This is a messenger RNA of Fukomys damarensis (Damara mole-rat), 2503 nucleotides long. RefSeq names its product Bcl2 modifying factor (gene Bmf). Gene Ontology annotation, cellular component: myosin complex. Gene Ontology annotation, biological process: negative regulation of autophagy; apoptotic process; positive regulation of apoptotic process. The transcript has 4 exons. The record is from RefSeq and is a predicted model, not a curated record. Lineage: Eukaryota; Metazoa; Chordata; Mammalia; Rodentia; Bathyergidae. Bases 721 to 1275 code for a protein of 184 amino acids.